Messenger RNA from Boeremia exigua, 339 nucleotides. RefSeq lists its product as uncharacterized. The record is from RefSeq and is a predicted model, not a curated record. Bases 59 to 283 code for a protein of 74 amino acids. NCBI's taxonomy places the organism in Eukaryota, Fungi, Ascomycota, Dothideomycetes, Pleosporales, Didymellaceae. The transcript is spliced from 2 exons.
CCAAAAAGCCGCUCACACUCCGCCAAGAGCUGGUCUUCCGUUUCCUUCUCAAGCGGUUAUGUUUCCGUUCAUGACGGGAAUUGCGUGGUGUCUUGAUGUUACGCCCAUUCCGAUCGUGUCGUUGGGCUUGUGGGGCGCGGGCUGUCUUGCAGAAGGUUUCGACCAUGUGCUUUUGCAGGUGCUCGCGUUGCGACCGUUGCAUGAUCUGGUAUUCUGUCUGUGUCACCAUAUUUUGUUGGGCGUUGCGAGUAUUGAGGAGUGGAGGCGGAAUGAGUGUCUGUGACUGCGGUUCGACAUCGGCUGGAGCAACCGAGCAUCAGGCAGCUGGCAAUACUCGUC